UACCGCUUUCGCUUGUGUGCAUAAGUGCACCGUCAAUACCGAUACGAGUUCAACGAUAAACCGAUUCGAAACGCAUACCCUUACAAAUUGUGUUUAUCAAGUGCAUUUUUUUUAAUCGAGUUAUGUAUCAAACUUUGAGCUUCUAGUAAUAGAUGAGUUUUUGAAAUUUGUUUUCGGUGAUAAAAUUUUUUGAUGAUGAAAAGGGAACGAUGUUUCGGACGCUGCCGGUGAAAUGGGAAAGCUGAGAGAGAUCGGACUUGCCACAGUUGUUUGAUGGAUGUGGAAGGUGCGGAGUGCUGGAGGUCGGGAGGCGGCAGGAUGGUGGCGGAGGAGGGCAAGACCAGGGCGACGGACUUCUCCAUCGCGGCCAUCAUGGCCCGCGCCGCGGAGCCGCGCAGCCCGCUCGCGCGCUCGCCGCCGCACACCGGUUCGGUGUCGAGACAGAGUUCACCGGCGUCGCUCAGUUCCCCCGCGUCCAGCUGCCGGUCUCCGGGGCCGGACGAGGAUGUUGAGGUUGACGUAGAACAGUGCUCGGACGGCGAGAGAGACGCCUCCGAUCACGCCAUACCUUCGCCCGCUCCCUCAUCUGAGUUAGGCGAGCGGGACACCCCGUCCCCCGCGCGGCCGCUGCCCCCCGCCACCUCCUGCAACUGCGAGGAGCUGCUCUCGGUGGACUGCCAGCUCGAGACCAAGGAGCUCUGGGACAAGUUCCACGACCUGGGCACCGAGAUGAUCAUCACGAAGACUGGGAGACGCAUGUUCCCGACGGUGCGCGUGUCGUUCGCGGGCUGCCGCGCGGAGGCGCGCUACGCCGUGCUGCUGGACGUGGUGCCGGUGGACGGCAAGCGCUACCGCUACGCCUACCACCGCUCCUCGUGGCUCGUGGCCGGCAAGGCCGACCCGCCCGCGCCCGCGCGCCUCUACCCGCACCCCGACUCGCCCUUCACCGGCGACCAGCUGCGCAAGCAGGUCGUCUCCUUCGAGAAGGUCAAGCUCACCAACAACGAGAUGGACAAAAAUGGACAGAUUGUACUGAACUCCAUGCACCGGUACCAGCCCAGGAUCCACUUGGUGAAGGUCCGCGACGGAGGUGGACCGAUCACGGACCUCUGUCGUGAACAGCACCGCACGUUUGUGUUCCCUGAGACCGUGUUCACGGCUGUCACGGCAUACCAGAACCAACUCAUCACAAAACUGAAGAUUGACUCGAACCCUUUCGCGAAAGGGUUCAGAGAUUCCUCGAGGCUUACGGAUUUUGAUAGAGAUCCAAUGGAGCUGAUGUUGAUGGAGCAGCAACUGCUUCGGUCUCCGUUACGGCUGUACGCAAGUGGGGCGAGCGGAGUCGGUGGAGAUGAAGAGGCUGAGAAGCGAGCGGCCUGGGCGCGGACGCCUCCUGCGCUGCAACUGCUGGCCCUCGGCGGGCGGGCCUGGCCCACGGCGUGGCCCCAGCCGCUGGCCCUGCCGCCGGACCUGUGGCUGCAGAAGCCCCCGGCGCCGCUCCGCUACUGCCCCUACCCGCCGCCGGCGCACCCCGGCGCGCCCCCCACGCGACCUGACCACUCGCCCUCGCCACGACACCCGCUGUGAAUUCACGCAACCAUUCCAAACUCUUAGUGGUGAUUUCAAAAGUGCUGUGACGACUACCGAGAUCCGAUCUCAUCGAUACACCCUCAACAUGAGAUCGACGGGACUUCGAAUAUUUAAUGUGAAUUUUAAACUAGUACCUUAAUAGAGAAUCGAAUGUAUUAAAUAAACGUAAGAUUAUCGAUAGAUGUACUCUAAUAUAUAAUUUCAAGGUUCCUACCCGAAAAAAGAUAUUUUGAAUUGUAUUUAACGUAGAUUUUAUGAAAUUGAUACUUAUGAAAACAUAAAAAUAUAACAAUAGUUACCUACACUCUUUAACUUUGCUUUUCAGUACCGUCAGCAUUAUUUUGUUGGAAUUUUUAUUUACUUACGACUUGUUACAAUUGAUUCUUAUUGCACAAUGCAUCACAGAACCAGAUUAGCAUAAUAAAUAAAUCAUUAAUUAACCAAAGAAAAUUACUAAUUACAAAACUAUAAAACAUUCCAUUUGGCGUGUCAUCUCAUUGUCUACCUACACAUCGAGAUGAGACGACGUUAAAAUAUAACUUUCUAACGUUGCGUUCCUCAUAAUUUUAAACUAUGCAUUUGUCUCUACCAUUAAUGAUUCCAUGACUCACAUUUAUUCUCAUGAGUUUCCUUUUGUCCCGUUAUCUACAAAUCGGUGAUAAUACUAACAUUGUUUAGAUAUACAUAUUAUAAUAACAUUAUGUGUGUACAUUGUAAUUAAUAAGCAUAUUUAAUUCCAUUUGUUUAAGAUACCUUAUAAAAUGUAUGUAUUUGUAUAGUGGUUGACUAAAUUAUUUUUGUAGGAUAAGCACUGUAUAUAAAGGGUCACCUAGAUGUUUGUAAUAAGAGGUUUCGAAGAAGUAUUGUCUUACAAUAUUAGUAGAAAAUAAUGUUACAAGUGUUGCUCACACUGUCACACAAAACUUGCAGAGAUAUGUUGCCUUACCUAUGUUUAUAUCUAUUUCACGAAAAAGCACAAAUAAUACCUAUGUUAAAAGUGGUAGAAUAUGUCACUAUUGAUUCCAUUGACUCAUCGACUCUUGGCACCCCUAUUUUUGAUGAGAUGAAUGAAAACGAGGGGGAUAAGUGAAAAGUAUAACUGAAAAUUGAGAAAAUGAUUUAGUAAUGUUUGUAAUAUUCCGUAUACGUAGCUCUCAGCUAAUAUACUAAAAUUGCUAUCAAAUAUUGGAUUUAAAUAGUAUAAACAGUAACUGAAACAAACAAUUCGAUUAUUGUAUUUUCACUUUCGUAUCUAAAAUAUCGAAGAUAGACUGUGUCAUAAUUAUGUGAUCUUGUGUGGAUUAUCACACUUCUGAGUUGGAAAUGUAUCUUUGUCCAAACCCGUUUUCACUGUCCUACACUGUACUGUGUAAACAUGACAUACAAUUUUUUAAUAUUGUAGUGUUUAACAAGUAAUUAUUUGGAUGUUGGCCAAGUGAAAAAGUCAAUGGAUUGGAUACAAUGUCAAAACUUUUGUUAUUGUUCAUUUAACAUCAAUUUUACCUUAAUGAUCCGGAACAUUUAUAAUAUUUGGCUAUAUUGUUUUCAGAUGUCAAAAUGUAAACCAAAGAAGUGUUCUAGAUGAGACAUUUUACACAUUUUAAUGUUUUUGUUAAUCACUAAAUCAUAUUAAAAUUGAUUUUGUAAUUCAGCCUAGAUUUUAAGGUGUGAGCAUCACGCAAAAGUAGCGACACAUAUCAGGGCGCGUCCCUAAGUGUUAAUA
Molecule: messenger RNA, 3313 nt
Organism: Ostrinia furnacalis (Asian corn borer)
Lineage: Eukaryota; Metazoa; Arthropoda; Insecta; Lepidoptera; Crambidae
Gene: mid
Product: midline
Exons: 6
Coding region: 274-1587 (437 amino acids)
Biological process (GO): heart development; positive regulation of DNA-templated transcription; cell fate specification
Cellular component (GO): nucleus; chromatin
Molecular function (GO): DNA-binding transcription factor activity, RNA polymerase II-specific; RNA polymerase II cis-regulatory region sequence-specific DNA binding
Source: RefSeq, a predicted model, not a curated record